This is a messenger RNA of Geodia barretti, 1281 nucleotides long. NCBI's taxonomy places the organism in Eukaryota, Metazoa, Porifera, Demospongiae, Tetractinellida, Geodiidae. The record is from the annotation of a GenBank genome assembly.
AUGUUCAUUGGAUACUUCACUGAACGGCCGUACCAGGACCCAAAGUCCGGGUAUUUUGGGGCCACGGGUAAACCGAUUAUGGACCUGAACGUCAGCAACGAAAUUUACGAUUCCGAGUUGGGGGCAACGCUUUACAACCGAUACCUCGAUGAGAAGAUAUACGCCGAAGAAAUGGGUUUCGACGGCCUGAUGCUCAACGAGCACCACAGCACCCCCUUCUGUAUGGGCGGCGCAAUGAACGUGGAAGCCUCCAUCCUUGCCCGCAUCACCAAGCGGGCCAAGAUCGUUCUGCUGGGAAACAUCAUUCCCAUCUGGGACGACCCGCUUUGGCUGGUGGAACAGCUAUCCAUGAUCGACAUGAUCUCCCGCGGCCGGCUGGUAUCCGGCUGGGUGCGCGGCACCGGCAGGGAGAGCGUGGCCCACAACGUCGAACCCCAUUACAACUGGGAAAGGUUCAAGGAAGCCCACGAACUGAUCGUCAAGGCGUGGACUACUCCCGGUCCAUUCCGCUGGGAAGGCAAGCACUACCAGUUUCGCCACGUCAAUCCCUGGGUGAAACCCUACCAGAAGCCUCAUCCUCCCAUCUGGCUGCCCGGCGUGGUCAGUCGAGACUCCCUGAUGUGGGCGGCAGAGCAGCGGAUUCCCUACAUCAUGCUCGCCACCGAGAUGGAACCCACCAAGCAGGCCUUCCAGCUUUACCACGACACUGCUGCUGAGCUGGGCUAUGAGUCUGGCCCCCAGAACAUCGGUUACCUCUGGAAGGUCCACGUUGACGAAACCGAGGAGUUGGCCGAAGCAACCGCCCGCAAGUACGUGCAAGGCCCCAGCAACCCAUUCCUGGCCGGAAAUGAGGGUACCGUCAACCCGGCGUUGCUCAACCUCCCUGGCCUCACUUCCCGUCGCCGGGUGCUGCCAACCCAAUCCGUAGCCACCGCUGCCCGCGGCGGAAACGCCGGUCCUGGCGGAGCCUUGGGUCGCCCCUACGAGCAGCAGAUCGCAGACUAUACAAUCAUCUCGGGCACACCCGACAGCGUGAUCCCCAAGAUUCGCCACGUCCUGGAAACCAUCCGCCCCGGGAGCAUUUUCUUCUGGGACGGCGACGGCGCCAUGACCCACGACGACGCCAUGCGCAGCCUGCGGCUCAUGGGACAGGAAGUGCUCCCCGCCGUCCGAGAGAUUGCCAAGGAUCUGGAUCUGCCCGGCCCCUUCGAGGUCGACCCCGCCACCAGUCAACCCUACGUGGCAAAUCCACCCGUGCCAGUCCCGGCGGCAGACGACUAA